AUGUAUUCAAAAGACUGCGAGAUCUGGUAUAAAAACCUGCUCUCUCCAUUUGUAAAUGAGCCGAGACGGUUAAUUAGGCUGGCAGCAGGCGUGAUCCCCAGAUUUAGGAACCCGCCGCAGGUGGCGGCGGCGGCGGCGUCGGCGCCCGGCCCAGGCGAGGUGCGUGCGCGAGCGCGCGAGGCUUCAGUUUCGCUCCUGCCCCACUACCGGCGGCCGGAGCUGUCGGUUUCUUUUUCUGAGCCGCUGCUGCGGCUGUCCCCGUCGUUUGGAGUGGACGCUGCCGCCGCCGCCGCCGCCGCCGCCGCUAGUGCGGGCCGCCCGCCUGUGGUCGGCUUUGUGAUCCCAGUGGCGAAGAAUGACCUCAUUAAUCGCUUGAUGGGUAUCGCGGUCGGCGGGAGAAGAGAUUUUCCACGGUUGGAGUCUCAAAGAGUGACGACUGUGGUCGCCUUCAGUAUAAGUCAGACCAGAGCUGGACCGGCCUGCGACUGGCCGCGGCAGCGACUGUACGCGGUGUUUCCCCGCCCGGGGUCAUCACUCAGGCGGGCCGCUCAUAUUAUAAUGGCUAUUACCGUAAUGAAAGCGCGCUCCCACGCGCCGGCCAGCGGACAGUGGACGGCGGCGGCGGCGGCGGCGGCGGCGAGACACAGUACGGUACGGCGAGCCACGGCCGCGGCGGCCGGCGCGCUUGCCAAAUUACGCCCCGGCCCGCCGGCCGCCCACCUGGCUGCGGCCGCUGCCCUCGUCGCUCGCGACGGCCCGGGGCCGGGCGACAAUUGGCGGCCCGCGGCGGGCCGCCCGCCGCCGCCUGUGAUCAGGGCGCCGUAA
This is a messenger RNA of Schistocerca nitens (vagrant locust), 825 nucleotides long. RefSeq lists its product as uncharacterized. The transcript is spliced from 4 exons. Lineage: Eukaryota; Metazoa; Arthropoda; Insecta; Orthoptera; Acrididae. The record is from RefSeq and is a predicted model, not a curated record. Bases 1 to 825 code for a protein of 274 amino acids.